Molecule: messenger RNA, 2451 nt
Organism: Didymodactylos carnosus
Lineage: Eukaryota; Metazoa; Rotifera; Eurotatoria; Philodinida; Philodinidae
Source: the annotation of a GenBank genome assembly
AUGGUAAAGGAACUGCCAGUCAAUUUUACGGUCAUUCAGCUAUAUAGUCGUUUACCAAAUCAAGAUUAUUCUGGAACAAGCUAUUCAACAUAUUAUACUAGUACACUGUCCACAUAUUAUGGUGCAACAGUUAUCGGUACUGUUUGUAAGUAUUAUCUUUUUUGGAAAAUUUUGUUUUGUUGCCGAGAAAUUCUAUUUUUUCGAAAUCACUGAACAAAUAAUGAAACUGAAAUAAUGAAAUAAUGAAACGGGCCGUUUUCUCUAUUAGAAAUCAACUUUUCGACACAAAAAAGGCCAGCUUCGAAAUCAGCGUUACAAACUGAGUUGGAAAAUAUGUGUUUCGGGAUCUUUGAAGUAGUCCGUAUUGUUUCGAUUUUUCUCGAUUUUCUUAAAACUUAAAAAUAAAACGCGGGAUUUUCACUAAAAAUCUGAAAUUCCCGAAAAUACCCGAAACGCAGUUUUCAACUUUGGUUUUAACACUGAUCCCCCAAAUAGCCUUUUCUUUUGUCGAAAAGUUGAGUUUUAAUGGAGAAAACGGCAAAAUACGCGCCAAAUUUUAUUAUUUUUUCACUGGUCUCUCGGAAACAAAACAAAAUUUUCCAAAAAGGAUGCUUAACCUUUUUUUCACAAGUAUCGCGAUCAGAAUGAAGUAAAAGAAAGAAUUUUAUCUCGAAAAUCGUAGGACUAGAUAAGUUCCUAGAAUUGACCGGCAGCCCCUUUACCAUUCUGCUUGUACUCCGCAGAUUCUGAGUCCAUUUUAGCUUCUAAAGUUACCAGAAUUAGCUUUCCAGACUCAGUUUUUGGUGGAAAAUAAGAAAAAAGUGGUUUUGAAAUUUCGAAACGCUAUCAAACAUGAAAAUUUCACUGUUUUUUCCUGCAGUUCAAAAAGCCAAUAUUUUUCAAUCUUUUCUUGCAAAAAUGACGUUGAAAAAUCUUAAGAAAAGGAAAAAUUGGCCUUUUCCUAUCUAAGUCGGUGAGCUUUAUCCAACGAUGCCAAAAAGAAGUGAAACAAAAAUCAUGCUAUAUCUUUGGAUUGGCAGCACAUUAUUUCCCUUUCAUGUCACAAACUUUAUUCAGGAUUAGUAGGUGAAAGAAAAGCUUUGGGCAGAACACUCAGAAACAAUUUGGUAUUGGGCCAAUGCUCAGAUCGUGUUGGGCCAUGGCCCACUGGCCUCCCCCGUAGUUACGCCUAUGGUCGGCUGUAUACGACUCGUUAGAAGAGUGAUACUGAGCGUUAAAGUAUUGCACAACUUUAUUGUUGUACAUGAUAUAUGACAGAACGUCAAAGUUUACUUUUGCAGUAUUUUACUGCAGAAGUGAAAUUUGUUCGGUUCUGUCUACUGUCUGUACAAGGAUUGUCGUUGUGUGAUAAAUCUUUGCUGCAUAUUCACUCAUACAUUGAUGAAAUAUCAAUAAUACCUUGUUGAUUUUUGAUGAUUCUUUGUUUUGUUUUUUAGCAUCUUCUAUUUUGUCCCGCAAGUCGAGUUCUAAAGGGUGGUCUUCUAUUGCGGUCAAGUUUUGUCGCCUGCUAGUAGUCCAACGGUAACCUCACGUACUUGAGGUCCGUUCCCUACUCGAAGCACGUUUUGGCGAAAUUUUUUUUGAAAAUUCCGCUAUAGGUAGGUAUAGGGCAUUUCGGAUUUUUUUCGCGGACAUAAUAGAAGACCACUGGUCUUCUAGGAGUUACAAGACCAUGGUCUUCUAUUUGGCUUUCAAGUCAUAUAAUCGGCAGUGGUCUUCUAAUAGGGGAUGGUCUUCUAUUAUGGAGGGGGGUUUAUAUGAAAAAAACGUUUCUAAGAGUGCAAAAAGAAACCUAUUUAAAGUGAAUGAAGCAAAGGUAUAAACAAUAAAGAACGAAUUGCAUCAUUAGAGAAAGAAAUAACACAUCCAUCAAGAUGUAACUGUAAUUUCAAUAAACUGUUGAUAAAUCAUAAUGUUCCAUUUGAAUGAAUUUAAGAGAUGGAAAUGAAAUAAAUUGCAUCAUAUUGAAUAAUUGCAAAGAAAUCAUCUGUGCAUUAACUUUAUUGUCAUCGUUAGUAAGCGUAUUUGUGUUAGCAAAGCUAUAAAAUGAUUAAGUUGACAAGGAGUCAAGCAUGCGUUUAUUUGUACUAACUAGAGAGAAAAAAAAAGCACCUUUCAAUCGUAAUCGACAAGUACUAAAAAUCUCUAUUGUUUUUCGAUGCUUCCAAUGACUCACACAAAAAUCUAGAGAGGUUUACAAAAUGACUCACCCUUCUUUUCCAAUGGUCCAUUCGAACGUCCAUGGUGGACAGGCAUUUACCUUUGAUGGUGGUGCCGGUUAUAAAAGCGGGUGGAAACUUCAAGUAAUAGGUGUGUUACAUCGGAAUCCUAUUUCGGGAACCAUCAUACAAACCGAAUAAAAGUCAGGUCUUAAGGGUUUCUCAAGAUCUUCUUUCUUUUACUCUUUAGAAACUUUUCUCCAAAACCCUU